AUGACCGAUAUCGAAUAUAACUUGAGCGGUGAAGUUCCGCCUCCUGUACCUCCAAAGGACGACUUUCGUCCAAUGACCCCUCCAAAAGAUCUUCCAAGGAUAAAAUUUCAAACUUCUGAAUCAAUAGGUCCUUCUACAUCUAAAAUUUCAGGACUUGAGGAAACAAUUUCUGAAUCUUUAAAUAUGUCCUCAAACACUUUUCCGGGUGCAAAACGACAAAACAAAGUUUCUUCAACGCAUGCAAAUGUAGAUUCUAUAUUCGUUGAUCAAAAUGUUACUUUAAAUAACCAAUCUUCUGACCAUGAACCUCGUAAGGAACCCCUUCGCUCGAAUUCGAUGUUCACAAAAUUCUCCUGGUGGUUAAGUUGGGGAAGGUCAAAACCUAAAAAUCAAAAUAAUGAUACAUCAAUACAAUCCACGGAGGAAUCAGUAUCAACGACCAAUUUCCCAUCAUCAUCAUCCGCUCCGAUAAUUAUCCAAAAUACAUUUAGUUAUAGAAGAAAAACGGAAAGGAAGGAAAAUAGCAGUUCAACGGUUGUUGAGGAAACAACCUCAACCAAUAAUUUUUCGACUGUUCCAUCUUCAAAACCGUCACGUCGUAAAUCUAAUUUUGGUUCACUCAUUGAAAGGCUUACGAAACGAAAAUUUUCAUUUACAUUCGAACAGCGUAAAUCUCCCGAAACAACAAAGAAUAAAUCCACCGAACCAAUAAAUCUUACGAAUCCUACAGAAAUUAAUAAUAAUGACAUUGAUACAAAUAAUGAUCAAGUUAAGAAGGUUGAUAAUAAAUUAAAACAAAAAGAAUUUGUCGUGCAAGGACAAGAACUUACGGCUUCUUCUAACACCUUAUGCCAAGAUGAAUCUACGAUUUCGCAAUCAACGCAGUCAACUGCGGCCGAAACCGUGGAUUCACGUAAUGAUAAUAAUGAUCAUCUUGAGAAUAUGGACUUGAUUAAUAAUAUGGAUAUCGAUGUGGUUUCUCCUUUAAGACAUUCAGUUGCUAAAUCAUCCAAUUCUUCGGAACGUGCGGAUGAUGACACGAUUAAAGGGGUUUCUGGUACCAUUCGUCACAGCAGAAUCUUUGAUAUAUUUACAGCGAAAAAGGAUAAUUCUCGACGAAGUUCGAUCGCAACUCGAACGAGCCUUGUAAAUAUCAAUCAAAUGGCGAAUGGUAUUCCUCCACGUCACACCAGAAUAAAUUCUAAUAAUAUGAAGGAAUCCCAAUUUAAUUCUUCACCUCUAAGUUCGAAUUCAUAUAAGCCAUAUGAUAACGAUAAUAAUAAUUCUAAAAAUUCACAAAAACAAUCCGAAAUGGAAAAUAAGAAUAUAAUAACAUCAAAGGAUGAAAUGACAUCAGGAUUAGAUGAUAAGAUUAAGGUUGACAAAUCACCUUUACGUUUAUUUAAGAAAAAAUUUUAUCAAAGUCUUCGACCCACUCAAUCCAAUUCUGAAACCGAAAAUAACAAAAAACAUAAUGAAACUUCGGACGUAUAUCCAAUCGUUUCUUCCGUACUUGGCACAAACGAUAAUAAGGAAUAUGAGUCAAUCACAAAUGGUACCACCCUUCAAGAGAACCAUAACAAUUUUUAUGCUGAUCAAGUAGAAUCAGAGGAGAGUGACAGUGAUAAUGAGAAAGAUUUAGAUGAUAUGACAUUAGACGAUGGGGUAGAAGGAGAUGUUUCGGCUACUCAAUCACAAGCACCAGAGUCCAGUCUUUACACAGGAUCGGAAUAUGACGCCUCAUCUCACAAGAAACCAAUGUCCCGUAUGUCAUCAUUUUCCAAGUCUUUUAAUUCGGAAGAUCCUUCGGCAUUCAGCACAACAUUUUCCGAUUCACAACCAUCACAAUCUGAUGUAUCUAAAGUGGACUGGCCCAUGGAAUCGGCUUGGGAUGUCCUCCUGAAUAGUACGCCAACGACGACACAUGAAAGAAAAGGUCCGGCCAGAUUAAGUAAUAAUCGGUUAUCAUAUAUUCCCAAUCAUUUCUUUGAAGGACUUCAUAAUUUAAAGGAAUUAUACCUUGAUCGUAAUUCACUUCGAGAUUUACCCGAAGAACUUUUGAAAUUAACCAAAUUAGAGAUAUUGGAUUUAAGUAACAAUUGUAUAUCAGAGUUUCAUCCAAGGUUAAAAUUUAGAAGGAUGAAAAAUUUAAGGAGACUUAAUUUGGACAAUAAUGUAUUAUCGGAUGUGACGAGUAUAACCAAAUUGAAGACCCUAAGGGAAUUAAGAGCGAAUAACAAUUUGUUGGGUAGUAUAACAUCAGACAUUUCAAAAUUGGCUAAAUUAAGACUUUUAUAUUUAGACAGUAAUCAACUUACGAGCCUACCAGAUUCGAUUGGAAGGUUAAAAUCAUUAUGCGUAUUAAGAUUGAACAAUAAUAAUGUAGAAAGUUUACCGGAUGCCAUUUGUUCAUUACAUCAAUUACAAGUUUUAGAAUUGAGAUCGAAUUUGUUAAGUUCAUUACCCGAAAAUAUAAAAGAAUUAGAGAAUUUGGCAAAAUUGGACAUCUCCAAUAACAAACUUACAUCACUACCCAAUGAAUUGGUAAAAUGUCAUAGGUUAACACAUUUGAACGCUCAUAACAAUUCCCUUGAAUCGAUACCAGCAAAAUUUGGACAACUUUCGAGAUUAUUAACAUUAAAUUUACGUGAAAAUCGAAUAAUUAAUUUACCAGCAGACAUUGGAAAGUUAACAUCUUUAACCGAGUUGGAUCUAUCACAUAAUGAAUUGGUUUUUUUACCUGAAGAUUUAGGAAAGUUAACAAAACUUACAGAAAUUAAACUCAAUAAUAAUCCUUCAUUAUUGGCAAUUCCUAAUUCAUUUCAAAAACUCGCUCUUGUAAGAAAAGUUCAUUUGCAACAUUGUAGUUUAAGUCAAAUUCCAUUUGAAAUGGGAGUCGCUUAUAAUCAUCUCACUUAUGUUAAUUUAUCAUAUAAUCACUUUGACACCAUGCCCAACCUUCAAGGAAUGGAUCAUGUGAUAAGCUUUAAUAUCUCAAAUAAUCGUAUCACCGAUUUAACUGAACAGAUUGACCAAUUGGAUAUGUUGCGUGAAUUAUACGUCGUUAAUAAUAAAUUAACUCAUCUUCCAAAAACUAUUGGACGUCUCAAAAAACUUGAGAUCAUGGAUUUUUCAGAGAAUAUCUUGGUGGAUUUGCCAUUAUCAAUUGGUGAUUGUGUUUGUUUACGCGAAUUAAAGCUGAGGGGGAAUUCCAUAGAACAUUUACCGAUCACGUUAGGAAAAUUAACUGGUUUAAAUGUAUUUUAUGUUGGACAAUGGCCGUCAAACGGAUUUAGCGUAACACAAGAUGAUAACGAUAGGAAUCAAAAUCUAAAGAUUAGUUCUUAUCGACAUAAGAUUCCACAACACGUUGAAAGGAAUCUUUUAUGGAGGAUGCAUGAUUCCAUACUUAAAAGAAUACGGGAUAUCGAUAACGAUGGAUCUUCGGAAUUUUUACAAAGUCCUUCGAAUGAAUCGAAUAAUUCUCAACUAGAUGUCACCAUUCACACACCAUCUCCUACUCCAAGUCCUCCAAGGGAUGAUGUCAUAUUGAAAAUGGCCGUGCUAAAAGGUGUUUAUGAUCAAAUCAUGAGAGAUAUGCGCAAUAACGAUUAUGAUAAGGAAUCAAGUGGUGAUGACACAACUGAAUUUACCGGUGAGAUCGAGAAGAAGAAAAAAUUCGCUAAAUUCAAAUUUCUCAAAAUAGGUGAUAAACAAUAA
This is a messenger RNA of Funneliformis mosseae, 3720 nucleotides long. NCBI's taxonomy places the organism in Eukaryota, Fungi, Glomeromycota, Glomeromycetes, Glomerales, Glomeraceae. The record is from the annotation of a GenBank genome assembly.